Ostertagia ostertagi is the source of this 243-nucleotide messenger RNA. Lineage: Eukaryota; Metazoa; Nematoda; Chromadorea; Rhabditida; Trichostrongylidae. The record is from the annotation of a GenBank genome assembly.
AUGCAACGUGGCUACUACACACCUGCGCUGGCACCAAUGCUACAAAGUUUGGUAGGGGAGCUCUCCAGUAAUGAUAUCCUUGUUGCAUUGGCCGCUAUGGAUGCCUUGUCGGAUGUAGCAAUCGCGUCCAACGUCGGAGCCGCUGUCGUUAACGAGUCGGGAGCUCCACAGAAGAUUUACGAGCUAUUGCAAAGUAGCAAGGACGCGCCAGAUGGAGGCUUCAUUUACCCAUGUAGGUGUAUU